UCACUCUCUCAGCCCUCGAAUAAAAACUGCACCCAACUUCCGAGGCGCCCUCAUUGCCAGCCGGACCCCAGCCUCCGACAGGUUCGGGCGCCCUGCUCGCCCCGUGCUCCGCUGUCCCCCGCCCAGCGCCCGGCCCCUCCGGCUCCACUCGCUUGCUUUCUCGGCCGCUCCGACGCCAUGGACACGUUCUGGUGGCGCGCAGCUUGGGGACUCUGCCUCGUGCAGCUGAGUCUGGCGCAGAUCGAUCUAAAUAUAACCUGCCGAUACGCAGGUAUAUUCCACGUGGAGAAGAAUGGUCGCUACAGCAUCUCGAAGACUGAGGCUGCUGACCUCUGCAAGGCCUUCAAUUGUACGCUGCCCACCAUGGCCCAGAUGGAGGCAGCCCUGCGUGUAGGGUUUGAGACCUGCAGGUACGGGUUCAUAGAUGGGCAUGUGGUGAUCCCCCGGAUCCACCCCAACUCCAUCUGUGCUGCAAACAACACGGGAGUGUACAUCCUUACAUCCAAUACCUCCCAGUAUGACACGUAUUGCUUCAAUGCUUCAGCUCCCCUUGAAGAAGACUGUACAUCAGUCACAGACCUGCCCAAUGCCUUUGAAGGACCAAUUACCAUAACUAUUGUUAACCGCGAUGGCACCCGGUACACCAAGAAAGGGGAAUACAGAACUAACCCCGACGACAUCAACCCCAGCACCGCUCCCGAGGAGGACAUGAGCAGUGGAUCCUCCAGUGAGAGAAGCACUUCAGGGGGCUACAUCUUCCACACCCAUCUUCCAACCGUGUACCCGACCCCGGACCAAGAUAGUCCCGGGGUCUCCAGCAACCCAGAGACUACCCCGACUACCAGCAGAUUCUCAACCACUGCACCACCAAGGAAGCCCACAACAGCUUUGAUGAGCACUAGUGGUACAACUUCCAAAACAGCAACCAAGAGGCAAGAAGUCCAGGAUUGGUUUUCUUGGUGGUUUCAGCCAUCAACAUCCAAGAUUCAUCUUCACACCACAACAAUUAUGGCUGCUCAGCCACUAAUGCAAGUCACCACAACAGGUACGGAUUCAAAUAUCAUCUCAGCAGGCUGGGAGCCAACUGAAGAAAAUGAAGAUGAAAGUGACAGACACCCCAGUUAUUCUGGAUCAGGCAUUGAUGAUGAUGAAGAUUUUAUCUCCAGCACCAUUUCAACCACACCACGGGUUUUUAACCACCCACAACAGAACCAGGAUUGGACGCACCUGAGCCCAGGCCAUUCGAAUCCAGAAGUAUCACUUCAGACAACCACAAGGAUGACUGAUGUGGACAGAAGUAGCACCAGUGCUUAUGGAGAAAAAUGGACCCAGGAAACGCACUCUUCUCUCAGUCACCACGGAUAUCAUGAUGAAGAGGAGACCCAGCAUCCUACAGGCACAACCCGGGCACCCCCUACUAGUACAACAGAAGAAACCGCUACCCAGAAAGAGCAGUGGUUUGAGAAUGGAUGGCCUGGGGAAUAUCCCCAAAUGCCAAAAGAAGACUCUCAUUCAACAGCAGGGACAACUGCAGCCUCAGCCCAUGACAGCCAUCCAAAUCAAAGAGUGACAACGCAGAGCCAAGAGGACCGUUCCUGGACUUACUUCUCCGACCCAGUCUCACAUCCAAUGGGACGAGGUCAUCAAACAGAAAGAAGGAUGGAUAUGGACACCAGCCAUAGUACAACAACGCUUCAGCCUUCUGCAGAUCCAAACACAGGUUUGGUGGAAGACUUGGACAGGACAGGACCUCUUUCAGUGACAACUCAACAGAGUGAUACUCAGAGCUUCUCUACAUCACAUGGAGGCUUGGAAGAAGACAAAGACCAUCCCAUGACUGCUACUCCAACAUCUAGCAAUAGGAAUGAUGACAGAGGUGGCAGAAGAGGUGGAAAUCUUCCUGAAGACUCAACUACUUCAGUGGAAGGUUAUACUCCUUAUUCUCCAGACACAAAUGAAUACAGAACCCUCAUCCCAGUGACCCCUGCUAAGACUGGGUCCCCUGAAGUUACUGAAGUUACUAUUGUUGGAGAGUCUACUUCUAAUGUUGAUCUUUCUUUACCAGAAGACCAAGACUUAUCCCGUGACCCCAGCGGAAGGUCCUAUACAACUCAAGGAUCCGAAUCAGCUGGGCACUCAAGUGGGAGUCAGGAACGUGGGAUCAACACAACCUCAGGUCCUAUGCGGAAACCUCAAAUUCCAGAAUGGCUGAUCAUCUUGGCAUCUCUCCUGGCCCUGGCUUUGAUUCUUGCAGUUUGCAUUGCUGUCAACAGUAGGAGAAGGUGUGGGCAGAAGAAAAAGCUGGUGAUCAACAAUGGCAAUGGCACUGUGGAGGAGAGAAAGCCCAGCGGACUCAACGGAGAAACUAGCAAGUCUCAGGAGAUGGUGCAUUUGGUGAACAAGGAGCCGUCAGGGACCCCAGACCAGUUUAUGACCGCAGAUGAGAGGCGGAACCUGCAGAAUGUGGACAUGAAGAUUGGGGUGUAACACCUACUCCAUGACCUUGGAAAGAAACCAUUGUCAGAGACAUAAUCUUACAGGGAGCUGGGACACUUCACAGAUGCGAUGUGCUACUGAUUGUUUCAUUGCGGAUCUUUUUUCAGCAUAAAAUUUUCUAUUCCUUUUUGGGGUGUUUUUUGUGUGUGUGUUUUGUUUCUUAAAGUCAGUUCCAAUUUAUAAAAACAGCAUUGCUUUCUGAAAUGAGGGCCCAGUUAAUAAUCGGCAAGAAUUUGACUGUUCCAGUUCCCACCUAGAAGCCUCUCACCCCCCCUGGGGUGUGCUAUGGACGGCUUCUAGCAAAAGCCACCCAUCCAUCUUCCUGACCCUCAACCUUCCCUCCACCCCACCCACCAGGGAACAGCCACCUGCUAAGGACAUCCCCCAAGGCUAAGAGGGAUUGGUCCCUGGGAGGAAAUUUGAAUAGGUCCAUAUUGCCUUUCCAGCAGCCCAAUCCCUGGACAUUUCUUUCCAGUGGGGUAGGGGAAGGGGGUGUACUGGUUACACAUCCCCUUCUACAGACCUCCUGGAAAAUUCUCAGAUGCUUCUGGAAAAUACCCAAACGGUGAAGCUAUUUAUCUGUAGUAAGCUAUUUAUCUGUGUUUUUGAAAUAUGAAACCCUGGAGGUCCUUUGAUCAGAAUGAUUAUUUUGUUGUUGUUACUUUGUCAGAGGCAUAAAAGGGUUUACGCUAAUUCAUAAUAAACAUCUGUACUUCUUCCACUUUAA
This is a messenger RNA of Balaenoptera acutorostrata (minke whale), 3223 nucleotides long. RefSeq names its product CD44 molecule (Indian blood group) (gene CD44). Gene Ontology annotation, cellular component: basolateral plasma membrane; plasma membrane; macrophage migration inhibitory factor receptor complex. Gene Ontology annotation, molecular function: hyaluronic acid binding; cytokine receptor activity. The transcript is spliced from 18 exons. The coding region runs from base 178 to 2487 and encodes 769 amino acids. Lineage: Eukaryota; Metazoa; Chordata; Mammalia; Artiodactyla; Balaenopteridae. Gene Ontology annotation, biological process: positive regulation of ERK1 and ERK2 cascade; inflammatory response; cell adhesion. The record is from RefSeq and is a predicted model, not a curated record.